Nymphaea colorata (pocket water lily) is the source of this 1775-nucleotide messenger RNA. RefSeq names its product L-2-hydroxyglutarate dehydrogenase, mitochondrial. Gene Ontology annotation, molecular function: (S)-2-hydroxy-acid oxidase activity; (S)-2-hydroxyglutarate dehydrogenase activity. The coding region runs from base 147 to 1355 and encodes 402 amino acids. The transcript has 5 exons. The record is from RefSeq and is a predicted model, not a curated record. NCBI's taxonomy places the organism in Eukaryota, Viridiplantae, Streptophyta, Magnoliopsida, Nymphaeales, Nymphaeaceae. Gene Ontology annotation, cellular component: mitochondrion.
UUGGCGCGCCCGAGAUCUUCCCAUGAAUCAUAUCGGCGACAACGCCUCCGACCCGUCGGAUUCCGAUUCGCCGCCAUCUCGAACAGUUUGCUCGAUGUACCAGAACGGAGAGAGGGUCGGCAAAGGCCGAAGCAAGAGGAAAGAAUAUGCUCAAGUCGGUUUUCUGCAAGUUGCGGGAUUCAGUGGCGAAGAAGUCGAUCGAGAUCGGUAAGUCUUGCCGUCGGUUUGCGGCAAGCAAUGACGGAAUCCCGAGAGAAAGAACAGAUUGUGUGGUUAUCGGCGCCGGAGUUGUGGGGUUGGCUGUCGCUAGAGCUCUGUCUAUGGCAGGGAGAGACGUCCUGGUGGUUGAAUCCGCCUCCACUUUCGGUACUGGCUCUAGUUCCCGCAAUAGCGAGGUGAUUCACGCGGGGAUUUACUACCCUAUUAAUUCACUGAAGGCAACUUUUUGCGUCAGAGGGAGGGAGAUGCUAUACAAAUAUUGCUCACAUCAUGGGAUUCCACAUGCCAAUAUUGGAAAACUAAUUGUAGCUACAAGAUCAUCAGAGAUCCCAAAAUUGACAGCUCUUUUGAAUUGUGGAGUUGCAAAUGGUGUUACGGGGUUAAGAAUGAUGGAGGGUUCGGAGGCCACACUGAUGGAAUCUGAACUACAUUGUGUGAAAGCUUUGUGGUCUCCUUGCUCUGGCAUAGUUGACAGCCACUCUCUGAUGCUUUCUUUUGUGGGAGAGGCUGAGCAUCAUGGUACAACAUUUUCAUAUAAUACUGCUGUUGUUGGUGGCCAUGCUGGAAACAAAAACUUUCAUCUUUAUGUGGUUGAAAGUAAGGAUAUUGAAGGUUUCAUGAACCACCACUUGCAGCCCCAACUUGUGUUGGUCCCAGAUUUUGUUGUCAACUCUGCUGGUUUAAGUGCAUUGUCCGUUGCAAAGAGGUUUGAAGGACUAUCCCAUGGCGCGAACUUGGAUUCUUCUUAUGCUCGUGGGUGCUACUUUAGACUAUCUAAAUCUAUGAAGUCACCUUUCAAACAUUUGAUUUAUCCAAUUCCAGAGGAUGGUGGCCUUGGGGUGCAUGUUACAUUGGACUUAAGUGGCCAAGUGAAAUUUGGGCCGGAUGUCGAAUGGCUUAAUGUUGAUGAGACGUCAAGUUUCUUGAACAAGUUUGACUAUUCUGUAGAUGUGUGCCGAGCAAAAAGGUUCUAUCCUGAAAUAAGAAAAUAUUACCCUAGUUUAGAGGAUGACUCAUUGGAGCCAGAUUAUGCUGGUAUCAGACCAAAGCUUUCUGGACCAAAGCAGCCAUUCGUGGAUUUUCUUGUACAGGAACAGCAGUUAAAUCCGUCGAUGUACCUUCUCAACUUACGGUGACCAACUAGGACUUUAGCUUGUGCCGAUGAGUGAUGCUUAUGGCUCAAAGCAUGACUUGCUUGCUAUAGCUACUUAGAGAUGUACACAAGGCGUGAUGGAUCCAUGUUAGAUAUUUAACAUGAUGACAUUGUAGGCAAACCUGUGUCUUUUCCUCUUUAAUUCUGAAAAGGCUUAGCAGAACAGCUUAGUUGGGCAUGGAAGACUUAUUUUGAAAGUUUUUAAGUAUUUAAGACUAAAAACAAGGUGCCUAAAGGCCAGAAUGCAGUUUUUAUCCCAAUUCUUUGUGGAGCAAAUCCUGUUGAGUCUUGUUCGCUAGAUCACAUUUAUUGUCGUUUUUCUGUGAAAGUCGGUCAAUCAUUUAUGGACAGAGUACUAAGGUAAAUGUUGUGAUAGGAUCAUUUCUUCUAUCUUAGCACAUGA